AUGUUGCCGCCUGAUGCAUAUGACCUGGUCUCUGAGUAUGAAAUCCCCAGUCGGUGUCUCGAGUACUUACUGGGGUCUCCGUCCCAGACACAGAAUUCCGUAACCCCAUCCAAAGCGCCUCUUUUCUCGCCUAUUGCAUUUUCAACUACCUUUGAAACUGAGAAAGAGCUCUUGCUAAGUCUUCUUACACAUUUACCCGUCUUAAUGCCACUCAACGUUGCUGCUCGCCUUUUCCAUGAAUCUAUCCGCCUUAUGGUUUCAUUGCUACUCUUCUCGGAGCGGCCAGACUCGGACGAUGAUUCUGACAAAUUACCCUCUAACUUUUCUUUGAAGAUGGUGAGAGCAGAAUUCAGUAUGAAUAAUCUUAUCGAAAAACCUCUUCGCAGCUUGGAUUCAUUUCCUUUUGACUCCAAAGUCACUAUGGCUGGUAGCAGAAUUACGAAAAUCCUCGGGUGA
Messenger RNA from Protopolystoma xenopodis, 456 nucleotides. NCBI's taxonomy places the organism in Eukaryota, Metazoa, Platyhelminthes, Monogenea, Polystomatidea, Polystomatidae. The record is from the annotation of a GenBank genome assembly.